UCUCUCAACACUAUGAUCAAUUCUGCAAUGUAUGAAAACAAUGUUUGAUUAUUUGUGCCUUGAGUCGUGAAAAUCUAUAUAUUUUUUAUCGAAAAUAGAAACGUUUGAUGCGAUGAAAAAUAUGUACAUUGUUCAACGUAAAAAUUAGAUUACGUCGAACAUGAUUAAAAAAAAAAAUAAAGGACUAUCAAUGUUACAGUUUUAUGCUCAAGUUCCCUGCUAUAUAUACAUACAUAAGCGAAUACAAGAAUAUACAUAAUAAAAAUAAUUAAAUACUAUAUUAUAAAUAGAGAAAUAAUGUGAUAAAUAUUAUGUGUUCAUUAUAUUGAAGCGUUUAAUAAAAGAAGUUCUUGAUUAAGGAACAAAGAUAUACAGAGACAAUAAAAGUGUUAAUUACACUUCUAGAUGUUUAUCCUGCUGUAUGUAUGAUUAUGCUAAAAUAAUUGUGUACAUUAUCGAUAAAUUAGUUUUAUAAGUUAUACAUAUUUGAUAAAUUAUUUUACAGUCCAGACCUUGUUUAUCUCUACUUGCUCACUGUUAUUUUUAUACUCAAGAUUUUAUAGCUUCUGCGCAAUGUUAUGAAAAAUUAGUUCAAUUAUGUCCGGAUGAAAGUAUAUACAAGUUAUACCAUGGUCAAUCUUUACAUCAAGCAUGUAUGUAUCAAGAAGCAUGGACAAUAUGUUCCAGUAUUGUUAAUCAAAGCAACCUGGAAUUUAAAGUAAAGAAACUGCAGGCAGCAAUAAAAUAUGGCCAAGAAGAUAUUGUUGCUGCAAAAAAUCUUGUCGAUCAAUGCUCAGUUGAUGAUGUUGAUACAGAGAUUAAUUUAGGAUGUCUUUUAUAUAAGGAAGAACAAUAUGAACAAGCCUUAAAAAAGUUUGCAAAUGCGUUACAAAUUGCAGGUUUUAAACCUCAUUUAUCAUAUAAUGUUGCACUUUGCUAUUUUAAAUUAAAAGAGUAUGCUGCAUCCUCGAAACACAUUGCUGAUAUUAUUGAACAAGGGAUAAAGGAACAUCCAGAAUUAGGAGUAGGCAUGACAACAGAAGGCAUAGAAGUACGCAGUGUUGGUAAUACUUUAACGCUUCACGAAACAGCUUUAACAGAAGCAUUCAAUUUAAAAGCAGCCAUAGAAUAUCAACUACAAAAUUUUGAAGCAGCAAAAGAAGCAUUAACAGAUAUGCCUCCCAGGUCUGAAGAAGAGCUUGAUGCUGUUACUUUGCAUAAUCAAGCCUUAAUAAAUAUGGAUACAAAGCCAAGCGAAGGAUUUGAGAAACUAAUGUUUUUAUUACAACAAAAUCCAUUUCCACCUGAAACUUUUGCUAAUUUGUUACUGUUGUACUGCAAAUAUCAAUACUAUGAUUUAGCUGCAGAUGUGCUUGCCGAAAAUGUGCACUUGACUUACAAAUAUUUAACGUCGUAUUUAUAUGAUUUUUUGGAUGCAUUAAUUACGCAACAAACUUCACCAGAAGAAGCCUAUCGGAAAUUUGACGAUCUCGGUAAUAAACAUAUGGAAAUAUUACGAAAAGCUACAAAAAGAGUACAAGAAGCAAGAUUAAAUCACGAUGAUAGUGCUGUUAAAAAAGCAGUAAAUGAUUACGAAGAAGCCUUAGAAAGAUACAUACCAGUUUUAAUGGCACAAGCUAAAAUUUAUUGGGAACUUGGGAAUUAUAUACAAGUGGAAAAGAUUUUCAGAAAAAGCGUGGAAUUCUGCAAUGAGCAUGAUAUAUGGAAACUAAAUGUAGCUCAUACUCUUUUUAUGCAAGAAAAUAAAUUUAAAGAAGCGACUGGAUUUUACGAGCCGAUUGUUCGAAAAAAAUAUGAUAAUAUUUUAGAUGUAAGCGCUAUAGUACUUGCUAAUUUAUGCGUUAGCUACAUUAUGAACUCUCAGAACGCGGAAGCUGAAGGAUUGAUGAAAAAAAUUGAAAAGGAAGAGCAAGCCAUUUCGCAAGAAGAUCAGGAGAAAAAAUUAUUUCAUUUGUGUAUUGUAAAUUUAGUAAUUGGAACGUUGUAUUGUUCAAAAGGAAAUUAUGAAUUUGGGAUAUCCAGAGUAAUGAAAAGUUUGGAACCUUAUAAUAAAAAAUUAGGAACAGAUACUUGGUUUUAUGCGAAAAGAUGCUUUCUAUCUCUUUUAGAACAGCUGGCUAAACAACUAGUAGUUUUAAAAGAUAUUACACUUCAGGAAUGUAUACAAUUCUUGGAACACUGUGAAGUUUACGGAAGAGACGUGGUGACAGUUGUAGAGCAGCCUUUUGAUAUGCAGGAUAUGCUUUCCGUAACUCCUCAAGGAAAAGAAACAGUUGUAUACGAAGCGCGUUAUUUAAAAGCUUUAUUCUUAAAACUACAAAUGUGAAUAUCUACGUAAAGAUAUGUGUAAUGUAUGUAGCAUUUGGUAGCAAGGAUUUAUUAUAUGUAUAUACAUAUGUAUACGAUCAUUAAAUCUUAACAUAAA
Molecule: messenger RNA, 2446 nt
Organism: Osmia bicornis bicornis
Lineage: Eukaryota; Metazoa; Arthropoda; Insecta; Hymenoptera; Megachilidae
Gene: Ttc30
Product: tetratricopeptide repeat protein 30A
Exons: 8
Coding region: 656-2347 (563 amino acids)
Biological process (GO): intraciliary transport
Cellular component (GO): axonemal microtubule; intraciliary transport particle B
Molecular function (GO): protein binding; intraciliary transport particle B binding
Source: RefSeq, a predicted model, not a curated record